GCAGGCCGCAGCGGCGGGGUCGGGGCCGGGGCCGCGGCGAUGCUGGAGGAGGCGGGCGAGGUGCUGGAGUCGGUGCUGAAGGCCUCAUGCCUGCCGCUCAGCUUCCUGCUGUUCGUGCCCGCUGUGCUCCUGCUCCUGGGCCCGCCGCCGGCCGCCGAGGCCGCCCACGAGUUCACGGUCUACCGCAUGCAGCAGUACGAGCUGGGCGGGCAGCCCUACGGCACCAGGAGCGCGGUGCUGAACACCGAAGCCCGCACCGUCGAAGCGGACGUCCUGAGCCGCCGCUGCGUCAUGAUGCGCCUGGUGGACUUCUCCUAUGAGCAGUACCAGAAGGCUCUCCGCCAGUCAGCUGGGGCUGUGGUGAUCAUCUUGCCACAAUCCAUCUCUUCUGUCCCACAGGAUGUUGUAAGGCAAUUCAUGGAGAUAGAGCCAGAAAUGCUGGCCAUGGAGACCAUUGUGCCUGUCUACUUCGCGGUGGAAGACGAAGAGCUGCUGUCCAUCUACGAGCAAACGCGAGCUGCUUCCGCCUCCCAGGGCUCUGCCUCGGCUGCAGAAGUUCUGCUGCACACAGCAACUGCCAAUGGCUUCCAGAUGGUGACCAGUGGGGCUCAAAGCAAAGCUAUCAAUGACUGGCUCAUACCCAGUGUGGAGGGAAGGCUGACAGGGCUUGGUGGAGAAGACCUGCCCACUGUUGUGAUCGUUGCCCACUAUGAUUCUUUUGGAGUGGCUCCAUGGCUGUCCCAUGGUGCUGACUCCAAUGGCAGUGGUAUCUCAGUGCUGCUGGAACUGGCCAGGCUCUUCUCUCGGCUCUACACCUACAGACGUACCCAUGCUGGGUAUAACUUGCUUUUCUUUGCAUCUGGAGGUGGCAAGUUUAAUUAUCAAGGAACCAAACGGUGGCUGGAAGACAAUUUGGACCACACUGAUUCCAGCCUGCUGCAGGACAAUGUAGCAUUUGUUCUCUGCCUUGAUACUCUGGGCCGGGGCAACAGCCUUCACCUCCACGUCUCCAAGCCUCCCAAGGAGGGCACCUUGCAGCAUGCAUUUCUGAGAGAGCUGGAGAUGGUUAUUGCCAGCCAGUUCCCAGAGGUGAAGUUUUCCAUGGUGCACAAGAAGAUAAACUUGGCUGAGGACAUGCUGGCCUGGGAGCACGAGCGGUUUGCCAUCCGGCGCCUGCCAGCCUUCACCAUCUCCCACCUGGAGAGCCACCGCGACAGCCUGCGCAACAGCAUCAUGGACAGGAGGGCACGAAUAGACACUAAGGCACUAACCAGGAAUACCAGGAUCAUUGCUGAGGCUUUGACAAGGGUCAUCUACAACCUAACAGAAAAGGGAGCACCUGCAGACCUGCAGAUCUUCACAGAUCAGAUGCAGAUCCAACAGGAGCAACUAGAAUCAGUAAUGGACUGGCUGAGCAGUCAGCCCAGGGCUGCUCAGCUGAUCGAUAAGGACAGCACCUUCCUCAACACCCUGGAGUACUGCAUGGGUCGGUACCUGAAGGAUGUCAAACAGCAUCAUGUAAAGGCAGACAAAAGGGACCCUGAGUUUGUUUUCUAUGACCAGCUGAAGCAGGUGAUGAAUGCAUACAGGGUCAAGCCAGCAAUCUUUGACCUCCUUUUGGCUGUCUGCAUUGCAGCCUACCUUGGUGUUGCCUAUGUUGCAGUGCAGCACUUUGGUCUCCUUUACAAGAUGAUCCAGAGGUUAUCCCUUAAAACCAAACAGCAGUGAAGCACUGAGCCAUCACCUGUGCACCCAAGCAGCUUUGAGCCAUCGGUGAGCCCAUCAAGAACCUUCUGCCUUCCGCUGGAUCCUCUUGUUUCUCCUCUGUCUCCUCUUUGCUACUCUGCAGAGAAGAGAAAGGCAGAAAGAAGAGGAAAUUUUAACUCCAGUGCACCUUUAAAGUGCUUUUCUUCACCUUCUUCCCCUGAUGUGCACCAUUUCUGUUUUUGUUUGCUUUCUGGCAAGGGAGAGGCUCAGAGACUUCAGUAGUUCCUGCAGGUUAAAACACUGCAGGGUUGAUUCUGAGCAGCGUCUUUGAGCAUUAAACCAAACCCAGCACCUUGGUGGACAUGUGUGCCAUAGAGCCAACUUAGAAACUGAAACUCCAGAGUGACAACUUGCCUCUGCCCAGCAAACACAGACUUGGAGGUGAGGGAGGGGGGGAAAUGCACAUGGAAAUUAAAGAGAAUACUAUUAGCAUGUUUUCUUCUGGCAGCUCUUCCUGAAGCUCACUGCCUGGCUCUAGGAAGGGAGGCUGAGCAGGCAGUGUCUGCAGCAGGCAUCUUCCUGCUUUUUGUUUUGUGCAAUAAGUCAUUGCCUUUUAGGAGGUGCACUGUAAACCACCUUGUCUGAUACUGGCAGCAUGAGGAAAGGUUCUUAAAGCUUGUGUUAAGUGUUCUAAGCAGGCCAGGUUCUCUCCUAAUCUCUGUUGGAGGAUGGAUUUUGCUGUGUGCUUGGUUUCUUUUCAAGUUCAUGGUCCUUGAACAGUUCAGAGCUGCCACCACUCUCUGCUAAACUCCUGCUUGGUUUCUAAGGGGAGUUCUGCAGUCCCAGCUGCUGCAGGAUUGGAUUCUGUGCUGCUCCUGGUAUCUAAAUGAGCUGGUUGUAAUUAACAGCAAAAGCAACCUGGCUUCUGCUGGGCUUUGGUCUAAUCCCUUCAGUCUUCAUUCCUCAGUUUUCACUUCCAAAUGGGUUCUGGAUUUUGGGAUGCUCUGCCACGUUCACCUGUGUCUCAGGGUUGCAUUUCAUCUUUUUCAACUCUCUCUGGAAGCUGUUCCUGGCCUGCAUGUAUGAGCAAAUUCCCACCCCAAGUGCUUGUUGCUGUCCUGUUUGUGUGCUGUAUGGAGGGAGGGAGGGAGGUCACUUAGCCAUUAAAAUCAAAACAAUGCACACACAACAUAGGAAGUUGUAUGAAUGUCCUUUUAAACCUGGCUGUCCAAAACAGAGCCUGUGUCUUGGAGCCAACUCUCUCUGUUACUUUCAUCCUUGAGCAAGCCUUAGUUUUAUUUUGCUGAUGCUUCUGGAUGGAGACAGCUGUGGAGCUACCCAAAAGAGCUGCCCAGGGCUGUGCAAAGAUCAGGAGGGCCAGGUGACCAGGCCAGUUGGUCAGGCUUUGUCACCAUCUUAUGCUUAAGCUUGUCCUGAAUUCCAGCAUCCAAGGUGAGCAGGAUACUUCUUGCUGCUUUCUGCUGAGAACUCAGUGCCCUUUCUGGGCAGUGUUGCACUUUGUCUGUCUUGAAGCUCUCCUGGAAAAUACAACUCCUAGGCUAGCUGCAGAUCCAGAAGGUGUCCUGCUUGUCUACUACUGUGCUGCCACUCAGCAGUGUUUGAGUCCUUCCUGUCACUCGUUCUGUGCACAUGAGGGCUCUUCACAAGCCAUGGUGACUACUUUUGUUUUUGACUGACUACUUGUGUUUAAAAUAGGAGCUUUCACACAGGCUGAAAAGCUCUCCUGGGCUCGAGUGAAGGUGUGUGCUCUUGGGCUUGUUUUCCCCUGUAUGCAAGGAAGAGUCAAGCAGUGCAUCCUUGCCUGCACUACAGCUGCUGUUAGAAAGGAGCUGUUGUGGCCAGUCACUGUCCUUAUCCUUUGGAUGGGCACCAAGCACUGAUUUCUGCCCAUCCUCUGUUUCACCAUAGUCUCCUUCUUGGAGUACUUUUUACCCCCUAUUUAGCUUUCUGCUACUUGAAAUGUGUAGCAACUUGCUGCUUCCAGGGUCUUUUCCAGGAGCCUGUGCUGAUGUCAGUAGCUGAGGGUGAUAGCAGCAGGUGGCAGGGUACCAAGCACUCCACAGGAGCCAUCCCUACAGCAAAACUUGCCAAUUUCGGGGGUGGACUUAUUUUCUUUUCAGCUUUUGACUGCUUACUUAAUGUCUCUCUGCAUGCAUGAAGUGUUUGUGACACUCCUCUGCCAAAUGAAUUUAUUAUGACUUCAGGCCUUGCUGGGGAAGAUGAGCUUUGACUGUUUUCCACUGGCUUCUCUGUUCUGCCCUUAGAGACUGCCUGUGCUGUGCUGUGGGAAGCUGCUUGCUCUAGACUGGGUAGGUUCAGAGUAUCCAUGGUACAGGAAGAACUCCUCUGUAGGUUCUGAAAGUAGCAUGAUGCAGCUGGAGGCUUCUGGAACAUUUUCAGUGUUGGAGAGGCAGUCUUCCUUCUAAUUAACCAGGCUUAAUGAACCUUCAUUGUGAAAAAUAAAAGGAACCCACUCAGAAUUAUUAACAGUCCUGCCACAGCUGGCUUGGUGCAUGUCAAAAUGGCAACAUGGGCAAGAGAGAACAGAACAGGCCCAGAACAUUUCUUUUGUGGUAGAGACUGUCAACCUCUCAUCUUCCAGCAGAGAAUCUCACAGUCAGAGCCUUCCACUAAAGCAGUUGCAGCAAUGUCCCUGUCAAGGUGACAGCAUUAAAGCAAACACUAAAGCUCCUCACCAAGAAGCUGCUAACACUCCUGAUGCAGUGUCAAAAGCCAGUGGCAGCUCUCUGAAAGAAUCAGAGAAUUCUUUUGGUUGGAAAAGACCUCCCAAGAUCAUCGAGGCCAACCUUCAAGGAAAGGUGGGUAGAAGUAAAAGAGGAAAGUUCAGGAACUUGAAGGGCAGUUGGGAUAGGACCUGGCUGUCUCCCACAGCAGGAUAAGUUGGUCCUAUAAUGUGAUUGGAUGCAUUUUGUGUAUCUCCAGCUGGCUGCCAUAGGAAGUAGUCUUUACUACAGAUAAGAGUUUCUGCUUUUGGUCAAAGUGCAUGUGCCCUGAAACAUUAUAUACUCAAAUAUGAGAUAGUCAAAUUCCACCUUGCUCAUAGCUGGAACACUGCCCAUCCUGGGAUUAAACUUAGUUCCCACAUUGCUCUUUCCUUUGGGAAGCUGACAGAGAAGCUUGUGAAAGGACUCUGCUCUCCUGAUAGGUUUUGAAAGGAACCAAACCGGUGCUGAUCCCUCCUGCCCCGUGUCUGAUCAUUCUGUCACCAACACACCAUGCAAAGGCACAACUCCAGCUGCUGUUCUGGUAAAAUAAAAGUUCUCCCAACACUGCAGAAGAGCUCUGUGUAGCUGAUUUUUUCCCCCCCAUUUUUUUGUUGCCUCUGUUUUUACCCACUCUUUUUAUCAGGGGUUUGCCUGGUCUGGAAGAAAGCAGCAUGGAAAGCAUAUUUCCACUUACACAAGUGGCUAACAGUUGAUGCUUCUAGCCCUAAACCAGUUUUCUUUGCUGUCUUUCUGCCUUUACCUCCUGUCCUGGUGCUGUCUGCAGCUCACCAAAAGCUGGGCUGCAACAGGGUUUGAGCACUGAAGCUGUUCAUUCUGUCCACUCCCCCCCGGAGAGGAGCUAAUGGGGACUGUAUGUGAGCAGGUUGGACUGUUGUAGCUGAUCUCCCAAAGAAGAGAGGGUGGUUCCUUGUUCUGAAAUCCUGUGCAAUGUGAACUCUUCUACUCAGUGCUAAGAGGAGAGACCCUGAAGCCAGAAGGGAACUUGGGUAGCUCACUUCUCUGUCACCACAAUCUAUUCAGCUGUUUAAAACCACAGGCACCUCUGUGGGGCUUGGGUUUGGGGUGGUUUUGGUUUAAAUCCUGUGGUUUCAUGCUGUUCAAAGCACAAGCCAGAACACCAAGCUUCUCCUGCACCUGGAUUUUACCUUUUUAAGAGCCAUUCAGUCUCAAUUUAACCAGUCUGGAACGGCUGAGAUGCUUCUUUCUGUGUGUGUCUCAGUAAAUGUGACCUCUGGGGGUAACUCAAGCACUUGCUUGAUCUGUUUUUGUUUCCAUUUCUACUUUAGUGGAUAGCAACACUUCAAGGUUAUUAUCUGGAAUAUUUUGCAGCUCAGGAAGAAGAAAAAACCAAAACCCAAACAAACACUACAAAGAGUUGAUUUAUCUUGCAAUGUUAACUCAAUUAUUUAUCUCUUGUGUGUCCUAAAGAACAAAUGUGUAUUGAGGAUGAAUGUUUAAAAGCUAAGAGAAAAUUCAAUGCAGUUGAUGGGUUGGUUUUUUUUUUGGACCAUUAAUGAUAUUUAAGUAUAACACACUUUAAAUUUCCUUCUUUGGUUGUCCCUUUUUCCCUUAGUAAAAUAAACCAAGUGGGAGGAGGUUUGAUGAACAGA
Pogoniulus pusillus (Red-fronted tinkerbird) is the source of this 6085-nucleotide messenger RNA. RefSeq names its product nicalin (gene NCLN). Bases 40 to 1728 code for a protein of 562 amino acids. Gene Ontology annotation, biological process: regulation of signal transduction. Gene Ontology annotation, cellular component: endoplasmic reticulum membrane. The record is from RefSeq and is a predicted model, not a curated record. The transcript is spliced from 15 exons. NCBI's taxonomy places the organism in Eukaryota, Metazoa, Chordata, Aves, Piciformes, Lybiidae.